Messenger RNA from Phycodurus eques (leafy seadragon), 26118 nucleotides. RefSeq names its product dystonin (gene dst). Lineage: Eukaryota; Metazoa; Chordata; Actinopteri; Syngnathiformes; Syngnathidae. Gene Ontology annotation, biological process: wound healing; cytoplasmic microtubule organization; intermediate filament cytoskeleton organization. The record is from RefSeq and is a predicted model, not a curated record. Gene Ontology annotation, cellular component: cytoplasm; intermediate filament; membrane. Gene Ontology annotation, molecular function: microtubule binding; calcium ion binding; structural molecule activity.
GAGCUCACGCAUGGCUCUAAUGCACAGUGCUGAGAAUGAUGGUGAUUAUGGAACUUCGGAACAUCCCCAAAGCGUACCUUGCAGACAGAGCCCUGACUUGAACCCAAUUGAGCAUCUCUGGAACCUGAAAAUGGCUGCCCACCAACUUUCACCAUCCAACCUGACAGAACUGGAGAGGAUCUGCAAGGAGGAAUGGCAGAUGAUACCCAAAUCCAGCUGGCAACGCAACGUCGCUCGGGGGAAGCAGCCCAUCAAAUCAGUGCUGUCUGGGCGCUCCAAGAGCCGCGUGGGCCUCCGAACGCAUCAUUUUCGAUCAGAGGGCUUCAAACACAGUCCACGUCACUCCAGGAGAAGCUCACAUGCUCGGGUGACGGAGGAAAAGUCAAAUUUAAUCGAGGUCCCUGGCAAUGAGCCGGAUUCCUCAUCGAUUCUCAGGAAGCGCAAAGUGAAGAAGAGAGUCCUGCCAGAGUUUUAUCAGUCUGUGCAAGUCACCCCGACACGCAAAACUAGCUCCUGUUCGAGGAACCCUUCCCUCCACUCCAUGUCUUCCUCCGCGGAUUUAUCCGAAGAGGAAGAUUACAGCGUCAAAUCUGGGGUGGCAUCGCCGGCACCUGGCGACACUCUGCCAUGGAACCUGCCCAGACACGAAAGGUCCAAGAGGAAGAUCCAGGGGGGCUCCGUGCUGGAUCCGGCAGAGAGAGCGGUGCUCAGGAUCGCAGAUGAGCGAGACAGAGUGCAAAAGAAGACUUUCACAAAAUGGAUAAAUCAGCAUCUGAUGAAGGUACGGAAGCAUAUAAAUGACCUGUAUGAAGAUCUGCGAGAUGGACAUAACUUGAUCUCGCUGCUUGAGGUCUUGUCUGGAGACAAACUGCCUCGGGAGAGAGGAAGGAUGCGCUUCCAUAGGCUCCAGAAUGUACAAAUAGCACUGGAUUAUUUAAAGAGACGGCAGGUCAAACUUGUAAAUAUCCGGAAUGAUGACAUCACAGAUGGCAAUCCCAAAUUAACCCUGGGAUUAAUCUGGACCAUAAUACUGCACUUUCAGAUCUCGGAGAUUCACGUCACAGGCGAGUCCCAGGAUAUGACGGCCAAAGAGAGGCUGCUGCUCUGGUCCAAGCAGAUUACGGAAGGCUAUGUCGGUGUUAGAUGUGACAAUUUCACAACCUCCUGGAGAGAUGGGAGGCUCUUCAAUGCCAUCAUUCAUAAAUACAGACCCGACUUAGUUGACAUGAGCCGAGUGUUCACGCAGACCAACCGAUCCAAUUUAGAGAACGCAUUCGGUGUGGCUGAGCAACUGGGAGUGGCCAGACUGCUAGACCCAGAAGAUGUAGAUGUCCAGUCUCCUGAUGAAAAGUCAGUCAUCACAUACGUCUCAACGCUGUAUGAUGCCUUCCCGAGAGUACCUGAUGGUGGAGAAGGAAUUAGCCCCAAUGAUAUUGACAUCAAAUGGGUGGAGUAUCAGAACAUGAUCAAAUACCUCAGUCAGUGGAUCAAACACAAUGUGACCGUAAUGUCCGAUAGAUCAUUCCCCAACAAUGUUACUGAACUUAAGGCACUUUACACACAAUACCUGCAAUUUAAAGAACAGGACAUCCCACUGAAGGAAAACGAGAAGACAAAAAUCAAAACUUUCUACAAAAUGCUUGAGGUGUGGAUCGAGUUUGGACGCAUACAUUUACCGCCUGGUCAUCACCCAAAUGAUGUGGAGAAGGAGUGGGGCAAAUUAAUUGUUGCCAUGCUGGAAAGAGAAAAGAGCCUGAGGCCCGAGGUAGAAAGGCUUGAGAUGCUGCAGCAAAUUGCAAACAGGGUCCAGCGAGACUGUGUUCAUGGCGAGGACAAGUUGGCGCUGGCAAGAAAUGCCCUGCAAUCUGAUAUUAAACGUCUUGAAUCUGGCAUCCAAUUCCUAAAUGAACCAGAGAUCGCCGGCUACCUUUUGGAGUGUGAGAACAUCCUGAGACAACAAGUAUUGGACAUACAAGUUCUUUUAGAUGGGAAAUUUCCAUUUACAGAUCAGCUAGUUCAAAGGGUAUCAAACCUGCGUGAUGAUCUUCUAUCCCUGAGAGCAAAGUCUUCCUCUGUGUACAGCAAAGGCCGCACCCUAACAACAGAGCAGACCAAAAUGAUGAUCUCAGGCAUCACACAAAGCCUAAAUUCUGGCUUCUCCCAGAACAUCAGCUUAACAGCAGCCCUUCCUCCUAUACUCACCCAGGGAGGGUUAGAUACCCUCACAUUCACCUCGAGCCUUACACCGUGCCUGACACCGUUCUUGACCCCUGGGCUGCAGUCCACUUCAGAGCAAACCUACAUGAGCAGCCCUGGUAGCAUGGAGCAAGGCGGCCUCAGACAUAUGACACACAUGCACAUUCCCAAGCCCUUAAUGAAAUCCUCACUGGCCGAUUCCAGCUUGACAGAAGAGGAGGUGAACAUGAAGUACAUUCAGGAUCUGUUGAACUGGGUGUCAGACAUGCAGUUGCAGUUGGAUCAUUCAGAGUGGGGAUCUGACAUGCCAAGCGUGGCGACGCACUUGGAUAACCAAAAAGCAGUGCACAGAGCCAUCGAAGAAUUUCAAAUGAGUCUAAAAGAGGCCCAACUGAGUGAGAUUCAGAUGAAUCUGCCAUUGAAACUAACCUAUUCAGAAAAAUUGAGCAGUCUAGAGAAGCAGUAUGAGAAAUUAUUGAAGUGUUCAAAGGAGCGACAGAGUCACCUGGAGAGCCUACAUGACUUUGUGUCGCAGGCAACACGUGAGCUCAUCUGGCUCAACGAGAAGGAGGAAGAGGAGGUCGCCUUUGACUGGAGCGAUCGCAACAGCAACGUAUCCAAGAAAAGAGACUACCAUGCUGAGCUGAUGAAGGAGCUGGAUGAAAAGGAGGAAGUGAUCAAGUCUGUGCAGGACUUAGCAGAGCGUCUUCUUUUUAACAGCCACCCAGCCAGGCCAACUAUUGAAGCAUACAGAGCUGCCAUGCAAACACAGUGGAGUUGGAUCCUUCAGCUGUGCUCGUGUGUGGAACAGCAUCUCAAGGAGAACGCUGUUUAUUUUGAGUUUUUCAGUGAUGCCAAAGAAUCAAUGGACUUCCUUAGGAGCUUGCAAGAUGCCAUUCAGAGAAAGUACAACUGCGACCGAACGAGCAGCUUGCACAGACUGGAGGAUCUCAUUCAGGAAUCUAUGGAAGAAAAAGAGCAGCUUCUUCAAUACCGCAACACUGUAGCCGGGCUGAUGGGUCGGGCCAAGAAUAUUGUGCAGCUCAAGCCCAGGAACCCUGACAGCUCUUUUCGAUCGUCUAUCCCUGUCAAAGCCAUCUGUGAUUAUCGACAGAUAGAGAUAACCAUUUAUAAAGAUGAUGAGUGUGUGCUGGCUAAUAACACUCAUCGGGCCAAGUGGAAAGUCAUCAACCCUGCAGGCAAUGAGGCCAUGGUGCCGUCUGUCUGUUUCACUGUGCCCCCACCCAAUAAAGAAGCUUUGGAUAUGGCUUCAAAAACGGAACAGUUAUAUCAGAAUGUCCUUGCACUUUGGCAUCACUCCCACAUCAACAUGAAAAGUGUGGUGUCUUGGCAUUGUCUCAUGUCUGAUAUAGGCGCCAUCCGCCACUGGAAUGUAGCCUCUUUUAAAACAAUGCUACCAGGUGAGCAUCAGCAAGUUUUGAGCAACCUUCAGUCUCAUUUUGAUGAGUUCCUGGAAGACUGUGAGGAGUCUGAGGUGUUCACCGUGGCAGACUGUGCUCAGCUAGAGAGGGACGUUGGGGGCUGCAAGGAAUACUACCAAGAACUCCUCAAAUCUGCAGAAAGAGAGGAACACGAGGAGUCUUUGUACAAUCAAUACAUCUCAGAAAUACGCAAAUUCCGAAUGCAUCUGGAGGCCCAUGAAGAGCACCUGAUCAGGCAAAUCCGGACACCUCUGGACAGAGACGACGUAUACCAGAGUCUGCAGCGCAUCACUGAGCAAGAGAAGAAGAUGGCUGAGCUGAAUAAAUUUAAGGGAGACCUGGACACCCUGAGGGAGAAGUGUGAGCUGUUCCUCAGACAAGCUGCCAGCUUUCCAUUGGCGCCAACUCUCUCCUCUGAACUCAGCAUUGUUGUUCAGAACAUGAGCCAAGUGCACUCUAUGUCUUCUAUUUACAUGGACAAACUGAAGACAGUGAGUUUGGUAGUGAAGUACACCCAGAGUGCAGAGGAGUUAGUGAAGGCCUACGAAUCAAAACUCUAUGAGGAAGAUGCUAUGAACUCUGACCUCCAGUCUAUUGAAACAGUCAUUUCUAUACUCAAGCAAUGGCGGACAGAGAUUGAUGAAAAGCAGGAAGUGUUCCAUGACAUGCAGGACGAACUGCAGAAAGCGCGACUCAUCAGUGAUCGCAUGUUUAAGGCCCACAACGAGCGUGACUUUGACCUGGACUGGCACAAGGAGAAGGCCGAUCAAGUGAAUGAGAGAUGGCGUAACCUUCACUCCCAAAUUGACAGCAGGCUGAGGGACCUGUAUGGUAACACCAAAUCUCUGAAACUUUACAAAGACUCCUACGGUAGUCUUGACGAAUGGGUUCGGGAAGUUGAGAUAGAACAGAUGAAGGCCCAAGAAGAUAAACCAGAAGAUAGCAAGGCUCUUGCUGAACUGUUGAACAAACAGAAGGUUCUUGUUGCUGAAAUCGAACAAAAGCAGAGCCAGAUUGAUGAAUGUCAGAAAUACUCAGAACAGUGCUCAUCCGCCAUAAAGGAUUAUGAGCUCCAGCUGAUGACCUUCAGAGCAAUGGUUGAUUCCCAACACAAAUCUCCCCUUAAGAAACGCAAAAUGCAGAGCUCUUCUGAUGCCAUCCAGCAGGAGUUUAUGGAUCUUCGUACCCGCUACACAGCCCUCGUGACCCUCAUGACGCAGUAUGUGAAGUUUGCAAGUGAAACCCUGAAGAGAACAGAAGACGAGGAGAGAUCUGUGGAUGAAGAGAAGCGAGAGCAUGGUGAUAAAGUUAGAAAACUGUUAGAUUGGAUGUCUAAUGUGAAACAGAAUGUGAGCAAUGAGGGAAAUGCUUUGAAAGAUAGUAAUGCCAACACAGAUGCUUCAAAUAACCCUCAGAUCUCAGUGGAGGAAAUGGUUACAAAGAAAGAGCAGAUUGCAGAAGCGCUUAGGGCAACAGAAAUGAUGCUGAACAAACACUGUGAAAAGAUGACAGAAGAGGAGAGUGAAAAAGCCCAGGAACAGUUGAAGGACCUCAGCCAGGCUUACAGUGAACUAUCCCAGCAUUGUUCUGAUCAUCGCACACCUGCAAAUGAGGAUGUGAAAUCCACCCGCAGCAUUGACUGUAUUUGGACCCAGGCAAUAGACUGCCUCAGUCAUGACAUAAUAGGCCUCCUUCCGACCUCUGACCUGGCUCAGUCUCAACCCCAUCUCUACUGGAAUGAUGUUGUCAAACAAGAUGCUUCUGACAAAUCUACAACUGGGAAUCAUUUGCAGGAAUUAAAUAUGGAGAACAAGUGCAUAGAGGAUUCACAUGUGACCUCGGUGUCCAUCUGUGACGUCGCAACAGCAAUGAAGAAAGCAUCCAUGUUGGAAGACCUUGUCUUGAAGAUGAUAGAGGUCAAGCAAGUCAUUAAUGGACUGAAUGUGGCUUACUCAGGUAAUAGAGUGAGCCUUGAGAUGGCGUUUCAGGAAGGGCUAAUUCCCGCUUCAGUCUACCUUAACGUUCUUCAGAGGCAAAACACCAGCCAGAAAAUGAUGGCUGACCAUUCUACUGCAAAUGAGUCACAUUUAGAAGCAAUGGAAGCUAAUAGACUGAUAUUAAAGUGCAUAAUUGAAAAUAAAUUGCUGACACCAGAGAGGGCUGUUCACACCUUGACGUCUGUCUGUGAUCUGGACAGAAUAUCAACGCUGUAUCCCACUGAGGGGAAUGUUGCUGACCCAACAGAAGAGCAUAAUUCAAGUGCAACACAAGUACUUACUUCUUCAACUGUGAACUUACACAAUGGUGAUGGACUAAAGGUUGAUGCUGAGGUUCAAUGUGAUUUAAUGAGCUUUCGUAGUACACUCAUCAUGCUUGGGAGCAGCCAUCAGUUCAUAGGCCUUGUGUUACCUCGUUCGAAUGAAUCACAAUUUAGUGCCGCAUCAUCAGAGUACAAUGAGAAUGGCAUCACUGAUGUGUUUGACAGCAGGCUGCUCAGCAAUCGAGGGAAAAUAGCAGCUUUCUACAUUACAGAAAAUUCUGAGGUCGUGGAUAUCAGUUCUGCCGUACAAAACGGUUACAUUAACGUUUACACGGCAGAGAUUUUAAAAUCCAUCGAAAUCCCUGAUGAGUGUCUCGAUGUUGAUCGCCUUAAUGAAAGGUUUUCUUCUUGGCUCAUGUGUAGAAAACUCAGAGUAGAUGGGUGUAGCCAUGCUGGAGAUGUUUUUACUCUUUCAGAAACAAAGCAGCUCUUUAUAUCUUACCUAAUGAUCAACAGUUACAUCGAGUCAAAGUAUCAACACAGGGUUUUAAUACUUGACAAGCAGUUAACUAAAAUGAUACAUUUUUUUCUUGAAGAUUCAUUAUUUUUUGAUACCACCCAACACAACAUGGUGCCUUGGGUUGUCAAUGCUGGUGAUCUUUCAGAGAGGGUGGACUUAGAGGUGCCAUUCAUAAGUGAGAAAGCAGAAGAGAUGGUGAUAAACACAAAUUACAAAAUUAAUCCUCAUCAUUUUGUUCCCUCACUUGAUGGGGUACUUGAUAACACACAUGCAAAUGAUGAUCUAAAAUUUGAUUAUAUGGAUGAUAGCACAUAUGUUAUGCUGUCUCAAACAAACACAGACUGCAAAACAUUUGAGGAUAGUUUAUAUAUAGAGGAUAGAGAUGAUCCUAAUGAUGCUUACAAUAUUCCUACUACCCAAGCGAGUCCUCUGGCGCCCGCUUUUGUAAACCAACAUAAUUCUAACUCACCAGCAAGGUGUUCAGACGAAAGCAACCAUCAACUUCCAGCACAAAUAAUUGCUGAGUCAUUGUGUAAUGCAUCAAGAAUGAUCAAUAAGACUUCAGAUGAGAAUGUGUUUAAGGGAGCAAGACAUCACAAUGACGCUAUUCAGUUGGGAGCACAGUUUGAAGAAAAAGGCAUUUUGGAUGAACCACCUGUCUGUGACCUGCAGGGGACAAUUGAGGAGACAGUUUUGAAGAUGUUUGUUAACAAAAUUGAAGAUGAGGAAGCUAGUCCAUCCAUAUCCUCCCAUAAGGUCUUUGAUUUAGACAUUUACUUUGAGGGAAGGUUCAGCCAGCCCGACCCUGUUGAUGGAAAACUUGGUUGUAUUAAUGUGAAUGAAGGCCAAGAAACACAAGAUUCAUCCAAGAAGAAGACUGCUUUGCUGAUAGACAAUGAAAAUAGAGUUUUAGUAGUAGAUAAUGAGGCAGGAGGAAAUGUAGCAGAGAUAAGUGAUAAACAUCACCAUUCCACUUCAAUACCUUGUGGUCAUGAGCCUCUGAUGAUGUCAUCCUCCUUUAGGGAGGAGUUUGCUCCAGAGUGUCACCUUCGCUUGGAAAAAUCUGCUUCACUGGCUGAUGUCACCAACUCACUUAAUGCAGUCAAUAUCCUGCUGGCUGAUAAGCAGGAUGAAUACAGUGAAACUGCUGCUCCAUCUGGCCAAUCAAGUCUGCUCAUUCCUUACAGCAGUAUUGCACUAGAAACUCACAUUCAGUCUUCCACUGGUGCCAAUCAAUGUCACAAAGUAAACUCAAUGUUCAGUGAUGAUGAUUUCUACGAAGCUGGAAUUGUGACACAAUGUGAAUUGGACAAAUCAUCACUUCGGGUUGCCCCUUUUGUUGAGGCUGUACUGGAUGAAGUAGGUUCCUCAUCACCUGGAGAUGCAGUCAAGGGUUCAGAUGCACGAGGUAACUCUGUCAAAAAUGAAGAUGGCAACAGACUCCAGCAAGUUUUUCUUUCUUCAAAGACUGGUUAUGCUCUCGAACCUGAACCCAGCAACACUCCACAUAAUCUGCUUUGUGAAAGAAUUUUGCAACAGUUGAACUCAUCAUCUCUUACGUCUCUUGUGUCUGAUAAAUUUACCCCAACAAAUCAUUACAAUAAUGAAAGUUGUGGUAUAGAUGUUCUUGAAUAUUGCUCUCCAGCAUCUGUAAAGGUUCAUCUGGAACAAACACUGACUGAUUUGAGGUACAGUCCAGUACAACCAGAACAAAGACAACUAAAAGAAACAAAUGAUUCAGAGAACUAUCAUGCAUCAAGAAAGGCGCUGGUAAGAGAAACAUAUGAACAGAAUGUAAAUACGGUUGGAUCGUUUUCAAGCCUAACAACUUUACCAGACUCCACCCACAAUUCUGAUGUCAGAGUGGAACAGAAAGGCAAUACACUUCCAGAUCAAAAUGGGAUGGAUUUAGAUGAAAAUAUUCAAGCAUUUACUGAUUUCCUGUCACUCAGCACUACUCUAUUACAGAGUUCAAACUCUUUAAAGCCACAUGUCAAACACCAUGAGGAAGUGAUGAAUAAACCCUUUUAUGGGAGUGACAGUGAAAGUGCUGCCGAUACAACAAGUCAGACUUCAAUAUCAGUGGACAACUGUGUAUCUUUUGAGUGUGAUGCUGCUUGUGUGCAUGUGGAGUCUGGGCUAAUCAGUUUAGUGGGGAAAGAUGCACCCAGUAUGAAAAGAAAUGUAACAGGUGAUAGAGAAGUCCAUCAAAAACAGCAUGGUACUCUUACCCCAAAAGAUGAAGAGGAGUUUGAUGCCCUACCCAGAAAAGAGAUAGAGGAGCCAUUUCCCAUAAUUGGAAGUGAUGAAGAUAAGUCUGAUGAUUCCCCAACUAAAAAAGAGGUAGAGGAGUCCAUUGCCACCACUGGAAGAAAUAAAGAUAAGUGUGAUGUCUCAAUCAGAAAAGAUGAAAUGAGGACUGAUACUUCAGCUACAAACAGUGAGGAGAAAUUUGAUGCUCCAAUAAAAAAAGAUGAAAAGUUAUCUGAUGCCCUAACUGGAAAUAUUCAAGAGGAGUUUUAUAUCCAAUGUAGAGACGAAGAUAAUUUUUAUGCUCCAAUGAGAUACGUUGAGGUGGACUCUGACAAUCUAACUAGAAGAGAUGAGGGAGUGAGAGAGUGGUAUGAUGUACCACCUAUAAAAGAUGAAGAGAACACUUUUUCUCCGUAUGGCCCAGAAGACGAAUACUCCUGUGCUCCAACUGGAGAUGAUGAAGAGGGAACUAAUGUUGCAAGUGGAAAAGUUGAGGAGUCCAGUGCUCCACCUGUAGGAGAUGAAAAGUGGUCUGAUGCCCUAACUGGAAAUGUUCAAGGGUCUUAUAGCUCAAGCAGAGAUGAAGAGAAUGUUUAUGCUCCAUUUGGAAAUGUUGAAAUGGAGUCUGACAACCCAACAACAAGAGAUGAAGAGUGGUAUGAUGUCCCACUUCUAAAAGAUGAAGAGAACUCAUUUUCUCCAAAUGAACAAGAUCAAGAGUACUCUAGUGCUCCAACUGGAGAUGAUAAUGAGUGGUCUUGUGCCCCACCUAUAAAACAGGACACUGAUGCUCCAACAGUAGAAGGUGAAGAGGACACUGAUGGUCCAACAGUAGAAGGUGAAGAGGACACUGAUGCUCCAACAGUAGAAGGUAAAGAGGACACUGAUGCUCUAAUAGUAGAAGAUGAAGAGGACACUGAUGCUCAAACUAAAAAAUAUGAACAGGGGUCUCAUAACCCAGCUGGAAAGGUUGAAGAGCAGUCUGAUAUACCAAGUAAAAGAGAUGAAAAAGAUUAUGAUGCUCCACCGGUAAAAGAUAAAGAGAGAUCUGAUGGCUUAGCUAGAAAAGUGAAGCUAGAGCUCAUCAAUUUAGUUUGCAAAGAUGCACAAAGUGUGGAUAAACCUGAAACAGGACACCAAGAGGGAAAAGCUCAUGAAAUGCAGCCUUCUUCUCUAACAGGGAAAGAUGCCGUGAGUGAUGAGCAUGAUGCACAAACUGGAAGAGAAGUAGAGUCAAAUGGAACAAGUGGAAGUGGAAAAGAUGAAGACAAGUUCAGUAUCCCAAAUAUAAGAGCUGAAGAAGACUUCAAUAACCUGCAAAGAAAAGACAAACAAGGGUCUGACGCCUCACAAAUGAAAGAUGAAGAUGGGUCAAAAGAUCCAACAAGAAGAGCUGAAAACAACUCUCAUGAUCCACGUAGAAAAGACAAAGAGGACUCUCACACACAAACUGGUAAAGAAGAGGAUUCAAAUGCCCCAACUGGAAACAUUAAAGAGAGGUCAGAUACCCCAAGUAAAAGAGUUGGAAACGACUCUGAUGCCUUUUCAGCAAAAAAUGAAAAGCAGUCUGAUGCCUCACCAAUGAAAAAUGAUGAGGAGUCUGAUACCUCAACUGGAAACAUUGAAGAAGAGUCUAAAACACCAACUAGCAGAGGUGAAAAAGAUUCUGAUGCUGCACCUGUAAAAAAUAAAGAAAACGAUGAUGCGCCAACCACAAAAUAUGAAAAGGUGUCAGAUGCCUCACUCUUAAAAGAUGAAUGGGGGUUUAAUGACUUAACUUUAAAAGUUGAAGGGGAAGAGGUGUCUCAUCCCUCAACUAGAAGAGACAAAAAAGACUGUGCUGCACAAUCUGGUAAACAAAAAGACAACUUUGUUGCUCCAAAAGGAAUAGAUGAAGAGGGGUCUGAUGCGCAACCUAUAUCAACACCAAAAGGCCCACCUGUAAAAGAUGAAGACUGGUCUCAAAGUACAACUAGAAAUGAUGAAGAGGGGUCUCAUACUGUGACUGAAAACAUUUACAUGGAGUCCCAUACACCAACUAAAAGAGAAAAAUACUUUAAUGUACCGCCUUCAAAAGAUAAAGAGGAUUCUGUAGCUCAAGCCAGAACACAUGACGAGGAUUCUGAUGAAAAAGGGUUUCAUAGCCCACAUGGAAAAGAUCAAGAGACCUAUUUUGCUCUACCCAGAAAAGAGGAGUACAAUUUCCUACCUGUAAAAUAUGGAACGGGUUCGAAUGCCUCUCUUCUAAAAGAUGAAGCAGAGUAUCACGACACAACUAGAAAUGUUCAAGAGUGUGAUACCCAAACUAACAAAGACAAAGAGUGGCCUCAUCCACUAUUUGUAAAAUAUAACGAAGACUCUGAUGCUCAACCUAGAAAAGAUAAAGAGUCUGAUGAUGCCCCAACUGGAUUAGAUAAAAAUGGUUCUGAAGUGUCACUUUUAAAAGAAUCUGAAAUGCCAGCUGCAAGCAUUGAAAAAGAGUCCAGCACCUCGACUAGAAGAAAAGAACAAGACUCUGACAAAAAUGACGAAGGCUCUGAUACCCCACCUGGAAAAGUUCAAGAGAAUUAUUUUACUCCAACCAGAGAAGACAACGAGGAGGUUGUGUUUAUAGGGAGGACACCCGUAAAAUAUGAAAAGGGGUCUGAUGGCUCACUUCUAAAAGAUGAAUUGGAGUAUCCUGACACAACUCAAAGAGUUCAAGAGUGUGAUACCCCAACUGUAGGCAAUAAAUACUGCUCUCAUAACCAGUCUAGAAAAGACUGCGAUGCUCAAACUACAAAAGAUGAAAAGGAGGCUGGUGCCCUAACUGGAAUAGAUGAAAAGAGGUCAGAUGUCUCACUUUUAAAAGAUGAAGAGUUGUCUGAUAUGCUCACUGAAAGCAUUAAAGAGGAGUCCAGUACCCCAGUUAGAAUGAAUGAACAAGACUCUGAAAAAGAUGAUGGCUCUGAUACGCCACUUGGCAAUGAUAAAGGGAGUUGUUCUAUUCUGACUGGAGAAGAUGAAGAGGGGUUUGAUGCCCUAAGUGGAAUAGAUGAAAAGAGGACACAUUUCUCACUUUUAAAAGAUGAAGAGUUGUCUCAAAUGCUAGCUGGAAGCAUUAAAGAGGAGUCCACUACCGUGACUAGAAUUAAUGAACAAGACUCUAAAAAAGAUGAUGGCUCUGAUACUCCACCUGAAAAUCAUCAGGGGAAUUAUUCUACUCCAACCAGAGAAAAUGAGGAGUUUCACCUUCUUCCAGUAAAAUAUGAAAAGAGGUCUAAUCCCUCACUUCAAAAAGAUGAAGUGGUGUCUCGUGACACAACUGAAAAAGUUCAAGACUCUAAUAUCUCAACUGUAAGAAAUGAAGACUGGUCUCAUACCACAACUAGAAAAGGCUUUGAUUUUCAAACUAGAAAAGACGAAGAGGAGUCUUAUGCCCCAAGUGGAAUAGAUGAAAAGGGGUCAGACAGUCUCACUUUUAAAAGAUGAAAAGGGUCUGAUAUGCCACCCAGAAGCAUUGAAGGAGAGUCCAGUACCCCAGCUAGGAGAAAUGAACGACACUCUGAAAGAGAUAAAACCUUUCAUAACCCGACUGGAAACAUUGAAGAAGAGUUCCAUAUUUUAACAAGAAGAGAUGAAGAAGACUCUCAUACACAUCAUACAAAAGAUGGCAAGGGUUCCAAACAGUGGUCUAAUACCUCGAAUACCCUGUCUAGAAGAGAUGAUAAAACCUCUGAUGCACCACUUGGAAAAGGUGAUGACUCUUAUGCACCACCUGAAAAAUAUCAACGGGGGUUUGAUGCCUCUCUAAUACAUGAUGAAGUGGAGUUGAUUACACCAACUAGAGGAGAUGCAGAAGACUCUGAUGUCUUACCUUUAAAAGAUGAAGCAUCAUCUGAUGCCCCUCUUUUAAAAGAUGAGAACUUUCCAACUGGAAAAGAUGGAGAGGAGUCUGACUGUGAAGACAACACACAGCCUGCAAAAGAUGAACAGAACUCAGAUUCUCCAAUCGUAAACGAUGAAGCGCAGUCUGAUGCACCAACUAUCCAGGUGCGGUUUCUACAAAUACUUAAAAGUGUUUCUUCAGGCCAAAACCUCUCAAUGCUACAGGAAGUGAUGGCAAGCCUUCAAAGUUCUCUAGGGAGUGACACGCACACCCUGGAAUGCAUCAAGGAGGAGACCUCAGAGGAUGAAUUUCUGACGGAACUGUCUCCUAAACUCUCUGCCGACAAUGUGGAGAAGACCAAGAAUCCGCUCUUCUCUACCCAGGAUUACCUAGAGUGUGUUGGUAGACUUCAAGAUCAUGCUGAUGUUUUAGAUGAUGUCAGAAAGGACCUUUUAAUUGUGGAACCAACUGGCACCAAUAUGGAGGACUUAGCGAUGCAAAUAGAUGAAAUCCAGUCAUGGGAGUCCCAAAUCUCCUUACUGGCUGAUGUGCUGACUGAAGAUAUGGAAAAAGCCAAACUGCUCUUAAAUGCUUCUGAUAAUAACAUUCCCACACAAAUCCGUAAAGAUCUGUCUUCAACAUAUGUGGAAUUAGAGCACAAUUUUAGUACAAUUUGCCAAGUGUAUGCAGAAAGGACUCAGUCAUUAUUUCGGGCAAUGGAAACUAGGAAGGCAUAUUUGGAAUCAACAUACCAAAAACAUCUUGCUGAUCUUGAUGUGUUAGCGGGCCUCAUUCAAAAUGAGUUAAAUAUGGCAGAUGCGGAUUUCAACACAUGUGAUGUGGAAGCACUGAAAAGCUGCAUACUAAAAACCAAGGACACAGAGAGUCAUCUGAAUCAGGAGGCCAAGCUAAAACUAGAGGAUGUCACAUUUGCUGUCCAGAGUUUUAUAUCUGAGCAUGCUCACUUGUUGAGUCCCGCUCAGAGCAGUUGCCUCCUCAAGCGCCUCAGCAGCACUCAGAGAAUCUUCAGGGACCAGACGGACAAACUUGUCACCCUGAGGUGCACCUUAGAUGUCCUACUGGACACCAAGGAGAGGGAAGACCAGGAGAAGUCCAUAUUGGAAAGGCACCAAGAGAUUGCGGACAAGUUAAAAGAAGUGUGCGAUUGUCUCACUUUGACUGAGAACCGUCUGAUUGGUCACCAACAACAGGCCGACAAUGCAGAGUGCAUCACAGACCUGCAGCAGUACCAGCAGGAGCAUCAGGCCUUGCAAAAACACGUCUUGACAAACGCCAGCGCUUUGAAUGAGGUAAUCACCGGAACUAAAAGGUUUCUGGAGGAAAAUCAGGGCAAGCUGACGGUGAACCAAAUUGCUGAUAUUGAGACCAAGUUGGAAGAAGCGAAAAGCAAGGCCAAGCUUAUCCAAAAGCAAGCUGAGGAGUCUAGAAAGGAUUUAGAGAAGGUUGUUACCACUGCUAUAAAACAGGAGAGUGAGAAGGCUGCAGCUGUCGAGCGUCUUGAGGAAAGCAAGAACAAAAUAGAAGGUCUUCUUGAGUGGAUCUCCAACAUUGGGGAUAAAAAUGAAAGAAGUAUUGAUGAAACAGACCUCAUAAGAAAAGAGAAUGGAAACCUACCAGAGGAAACAUUAGACAAGUUACGGAAAGGAGAGAAGGACGACGCUAAUGGAAACACUUUGCGGCGAAGUGAAAGUGAUUUUGAUGGGCAGAGCGACGCCUGCAUCGACAAGCAGUAUGAAAGAGUCAAGGCUCACUAUCAGGAGAUUCUUUCCCAGCAACAGGAUUUGAUCAUGGCCACCCAGUCGGCCCAGGCUCUUCUGGACAAGCAAGCCAAUGUUCUGUCUCCCGAGGAAAAAGACAAACUGCAGAAGAACAUCCUGGAACUGAAAGGACGCUACGAUGCCUCCAUCACCCAAGCGGAGCAGCAGAUGAAGCGGGUCCAGUGUGUCCAGGAGGAGCUGAAGAAGUUUCAGAAUGAUUGUGAAGAGUUUGAGGAUUGGUUAGCGCAGACCGAGAGCGAGAUGGAGCAGUUAAGUGCUUCAGCAGGUUCCCUAAAAAUCCUCAAUGAUAAACUCAUCAGACAGAAGAGCUUCUCAGAGGAUGUCAUCUCUCACAAGGGCGACCUUCGUUUCAUCACCAUUUCGGGCCAGAAGGUUCUGGAUGUGGCCAAAUCAUGUGGAGUUGCUGACCCAAUGUCUAAAAAUGGCCUGCUGCAAGUGGAUACUUCAGCAACCUGUUCAGCUGUCAAGGAUAAACUGGACUCUGGAGCCAGUCGAUAUAAGACACUUCACUCACAGUGCAACCAGCUUGGCAACAAUCUCAAAGAUGUUGUUGACAAGUACAAGAAGUAUGAUGACUCCAGCACGGGCCUUCUAAAGUGGCUUAGGAGCUCUGAGGAGGAGGCGAGGAAACAGCAGUCUGAGGCCAUUGCUGCUGAGCCGCAAAUGCUGCAGAUACAGCUGGAGAACACCAAGGCUUUACAAGGUCAGAUGAGUGGACAUCAGACUGCUAUUGACAUGCUACGCAAAACAGCUGAUUCCUUAAUCACAUCUGAUGGAAACCUGCUCAGCAACCCAGAUGAGAUCCAGGAGACAGUAGAUGACAUUGUGGAGCGCUAUGACAACUUGUCCAAGUCUGUGAGUGAUCGCAAUGAGAAGCUGCAGGUCACGUUGAUGCGCUCUAUGAGUGUUCAGGACGGACUGGAUGAGAUGAUGGGAUGGAUGGAGGGAGUGGAGACCAGUGUGAAAGAGAAUGGACAAAUUCCACUGGACUCUGCAUCUAUCACAGACAUGCUCAGCAAAGAAACAGCCAUAGAGCAGGACAUAGCAAGUCGUCAGAGCAGCAUCUCAGCCAUGAAAUCUAAAGUGAAGAAGUUUGUGGAAACAGCCGAGCCCUCCUCUGCGGCCCUCCUGCAAUCCAAGAUGAGUGCCCUCUCCCAACGCUUCUCGGACACCUGUGAUAAGCACAAGCAGAAAGUUUCACGCCUGGAACAACUUAAAGACAAAGUGGAGCAGUUUGAGAAGGUUGCAGAAAAUGUCCAGCAGUUCAUAGUGAAGCGUUCGCAAGAUUUGCAUGAGCCUGACGGGCCAGGGAAAACAUUUGAGGAACUCUCUGAGCUAACACAGAAAAUGAAAGCUGAGAUGGCUGAACAUGCCAAUAAUUUGGAGAAGUUGCAGGCUCUGUCCAAAGAGCUGUGUGACAUGAGCAAAGAUGGUAACAGAGCACAGAUCCAGAGCAAGAUGGACAAUCUCUCAAACAUCUUCAGCACCUUCAAAGACACUGUCAAAGAAAAGGAGGAGGAGGUAUCAUCCUGUCAGGACCUGCUGGGAGAGUUCAGAUCUGCAGCUAGUACUCUGAGUAAGUGGCUGGAGGAGACCAGUGAGAAGGUGCCUGUGGAGCAGAGAAAUUGCAGUGCUAGAAGUUUGGAGAAGGACCUCCAAAUAGUCACUGCAUUACUGGAAGAAUGGACGUCUAAAGACGCAGCUGUGCAGGACUUGAACAGCAGAGGUUCUUCCUUAUGCAGUCGCAUUGCUAUUGUCACAUCCCCUGCCAAAGCUAAGAUCCCUAACAAAACAGCUCUUACUAAUGGUGGUGGUCCAGCGAGCCAUUCCUACCUAACCAAUAAAGAGCUGAUGACAAUUCAGCAAAAUAUGUCCUUCGUCAACGAGGGCUACUCCUGUCUGGGUGACACGCUGAAGAGUCGAGCCGCCGAGCUGAAUGGAUCCGUGCGGGAGCUCAAGGAUGCCAAAAAGGAGACCGAAAACAUGAUGACAUGGCUGGGGGACAUGAAAACGACGGCCGCUUCUUGGAAGAAUGGUGCCACGGAGAAAGAUGCAGUGAAAACACAACUUGAACAACAGAAGGUGUUUGAAGAGGACAUGAAGCAGAAGAAAGACCAGCUCCACAAGCUGAGGGAGAAACUCAUCAACUUGAUUGAAACUCAUCCAAACUCCCACGAAGCAGACACAUGGAAGCAGAUGUUGGCAGAGAUAGAUGCUGCUUGGGCAGAUAUCAGUGGCUCAGUGUUGGAGAGGAAGCAGCACCUGGAGCAGUCCAACAAGAAUCUGGACAUCGUCCAAAGCACUCAACUGCAGCUUAGCCAGUGGCUGUCAGAGAAGGAGCUGAUGAUGAGUGUACUUGGACCGCUCUCAAUUGACCCCAACAUGCUGAAAAUGCAGAAGCAACAAGUCCAGAUUCUCCAGAAUGAGUUCAAGAGCCGCAAGCCUCAGUUUGAGCAACUCAAGGAGGCUGCUUCUGCCAUCUUAAACUCAUCAGAUAACCAGGACCCCUCAAACGGGAAGCUGGUGAAGGAGCAGCUCACUACUGUCACCGAAAAGUGGCAAGGGCUUAUAGGGCAGCUGGAUCAGCGAGACGGCCUCAUUGAGGAGGCCGUGGUGAAGACGGGACAGUUCCAAGAGCUGCUGAGGACUCUCGGCCAGACCGCUGCGCAGCUGGAGGAUCAGCUUGGCAGGCAUCAGGCCAGCAGCACCCAACCUGAUGCGGUGAAGAAACGGCUGGAGGACGUCCACAAUAUCUCAGUUCAGCUGAGAGAGGAGAGGGAGAAGCUGAAGCAGGCUGAAGCCGUUCAUGCAGAGCUCACAGCAAUGGUGACUGAGGACUAUCUCAGAGCUGACUUAGACCGACAGCUGGAGAGUGUCAGCAAACCAUUCAGACAGCUGGAAGAGAGAGCAGCCAAGCAAAUUGAGCAGCUAAACUCGACCUUCGCCAGCUCCCAGCAGUUUCAUCAGACAUCCAAAGACUUCCAGUCAUGGCUGGCUGAGAAGCUACAGGACCAGUCAAAGCCUCAGCCCAUUUCUGCCAAAGUGGACAUCCUGCAAAAAACUCUGGAUGAGCACAGUAAUCUACAGGUGGCACUCAGCGAACAAGAGGCCACUUACAGUACAAUAGCAGGGGAAGGCGAGAUGCUUCUGCAGAGCACUGAUGGUGCAGAAAAGUUGGCACUGCAAGGUCAACUGUCUCUCCUCUCAUCUAACUGGCAGAAGGUGAAGAAGAGCUCCGAGCUGCAGGCUGACAAACUUAAGGCUGCCUUACAGAGAGCUCAAAAGUUUGACGCGCACGUUGAGAAGCUUAACUCUUGGGUGACGGAGUGUGAAGCCCAUGAGGGUCGAGUCAAACUCGCUGUUGAUCCAGCUGCCUUGGAGAAUGCUGUAGCUCAAGUGAAAGUUCUUCAAAAAGAUGUGGAUAAACACAGAGGGAUGGUAGAACAGAUGAACACUGCCGCAGGGAGUCUUCUUGAGGUGGCUGACACCGACUCGGAAGGAGUUAAAAAAGAGGCAAAGAGCAUUUCUAAAAGAGUGGACUGCGUAUUGGAAGGUCUUCAGAACAAAAGAGAAUCCUUGGAAAAGAUCUCACAUGCAAUUAAAGAAUUUAAUGACGGCACCAAAGAGGCCAAGGCUCAACUUGAGGGCACUAAGAAGCUCCUGGAUGGUUAUGAAUCACAGGGUGUGCAGGCCUACAGCAAUAAGAACUUGACCAGCAUGAAAGCCCAACAAAAAAGCCUAGAAGGAGUGCAAAACCAAGUAGAACACCUUACGAGCUUGGCAAAGGCCCUUGUAGUUGAUCUCCCAGAUGCUGAUGGAGUGACAGACUUAUUACUGCAAGCUGACAACAUCAAAAAGGAAUACAGCUCCCUUAACAUGAAGCUAGAGGAGACGUGCCAGGUCCUGGAAGGUAAAUUGCAGGGCAUUGGGCAGUUCCAAAACAGCAUCCGCGAGAUGUUCACCCGCUUCACAGACCUGGAUGAUGAGUUGGACAGCAUGGCUCCGGUGGAUGUGGACUUGGUUGUUCUUAAGGAGCAGCAAGAGAACAUCGAAAGCUUUGUAGCACAGCUGCAAGAGCUGAUGGUCAACACAGCCAAUGCAGGGGAUGGCUGUAAGAGGAUGCUCGAGACGGACUCUUCUCCUGACCUGUUGGGCUUGAAGAGAGACCUGGAUGCGCUGAGCAAGCAGUGUGGCAAGCUGAUGGACCGAGCCAAAGGCAGAGAGAGGCAAGUGCAGAGUACUCUCAACAAGCUGGAGGAGCUCUGUGGAAAACUCCACCGUGUGGAGGAUCAACUCUGCAGAGCUGUGGACAAGGAAGCGACUCAAGGAGCGGUCGGCAUGGAGACAGACAUCAUCAAUCAACAGCUGGAGGCCUUUAAGGCUUUCCAAAAGGAAGACAUUGAUCCAUUGCAGACACAACUCCAAGACAUCAACUCCUUCAGUCAGGGGCUUAUCCAGAACGCCGCCAGAGGGACCAACGCGAAGAUGAUCGAAGAUGACCUGGAGAAGGUUAAUACAAAGUGGAACACGCUUAAUAAAAAGAUUGCUGAGCGCUCCACCCAGCUGCAUGAAGCUCUGUUGCAUUGUGGAAGGUUCCAUGAUGCUCUGGACUCUCUGCUCAGCUGGUUGACCGACACAGAGGAACUCAUGGCUAAUCAGAAGCCACCUUCUACAGAGUUCAAAGUGGUCAAGGCACAGAUACAAGAGCAGAAACUCUUACAGAGACUGUUGGAUGACCGUAAGCCCACUGUGGAGCUGAUAAAAAAUGAGGGAGAGAAGGUUGCGGAACUGGCAGAGUCUGUGGAUAAGGAAAAGGUUGCAAAAGAGAUGCAGUCCCUUGGGCAAAGGUGGGACACUUUGCUCAAGAAAGCUGAGAACAGGCAUAAGCAACUCCAAAGCAUUUUGGUGGUCACCCAGCAGUUCCAUGAGACCCUGGAGCCCCUGAGCGACUGGCUCACAGUCACAGAGAAGCGCCUCUCCAACUCAGAACCAGUCGGCACAGAGACGUCAAAACUGGGAGACCAGAUCUCCCAUCAUAAGGUCAUAGAAGAAGACAUUAUGAAUCACAGUAAAGACGUGUUUCACGCCAUCAGUCUGGGUCAGAUGCUCAAAGCUGUGAGCUCAGUUGAUGACAAGCACUUUGUUCAGUCCAAACUGGACGCCACGCAGGCCGCUUACAUCGAGCUGCAGGAGCGCUGCAGGAGGAAAGCCGAGAUGCUGCAGCAAGCCCUAGCCAACGCCCAGCUCUUUGGAGAGGACGAGGUGGCGCUCAUGAACUGGCUCAGCGAGGCACAUGCACGGUUGAGUGAAGUGUCUAUGGAGGACUACAUAGUAGAGACCCUUGAAAACCAGAUGGCAGAACAACUGGCUCUACAAAGUGAUAUUGAAUUGAGGAAGAAGAAUGUUGACCAAGCCAUCUUCAAUGGGAUGGAACUGUUGAAGCAAACAACAGGUGAUGAGGUAGUUGUUAUCCAAAUCAAAUUGGAUGGAAUAAAAACAAAGUAUGCUGAGAUCGCCUCCAUGAGUGACAAUGUUUUGAACAAAUUGGAGCGUGUUUUGAGUCUCUCCACAAAACUGCACCAUACACAUGAUGAUCUGAGGUCCUGGCUGGUGAAGGCAGAGGCUCAGGUCAGUUCUUAUGUGGAUCAGGAGCCAAUCGGCAAGCAGCUCACUGAAGCCCAAAAGACUUUGCUAAAAGAGACUAAAGACCAAAAAGCUGUAGUGGACAAGUUGAAUGAGUUGAGUACCUUCCUCCUGGAUCUCAUCCCCUGGCACACCCGAGAAGGUCUUGACAAGCUUGUAACGGAGGACAAUGAGCGGUACAAAGCUGUCUGUGACAGUAUCACUCAGCAGGUCGACCAGAUCAACGCCGACAUUUUCAAGUCACAGCAGUUUGAAGAAGCAGCAGAUUCUGAACUAGCAUGGCUUACUGAUGCUGAGAAUAAGCUACUGUCCAUGGAGGAGAUCAAACUAGGGCAGGACCAAACUGCAGCCCAGCUACAAGCGCAUAAGGUCUUCUCUGUCGACAUUAUGAGGCACAAAGACUAUGUGGAUGCAAUAGUCAAAACAGGAAAAGUCAUCAUGAGCAGCAAAACGACAGGGGAAAAGGAACAUUUACAGGCCAAGACCCAGACUCUGGUGAAGAAGUAUGGUGUGGUGAGUCAAAUGAACUCAGAGCGCUGUCUGCAGCUGGAACGAGCCCAGUCUCUCGCAAGCCAGUUUUGGGAAACCUAUGAAGAAUUGUCACCAUGGCUUCAGGAAACCUUGAACACCUUCAACCAGCUGCCCCCGCCCGCCAUCGAGUAUGACAUGCUUAGGCAGCAACAGGAGGAACUCAGGCAAAUGCGAGAGCUGAUUGCCGAACACAAACCGCACAUCGACAAAAUGAAUAAGACUGGACCUCAGUUACUGGAACUGAGCCCAGAGGAAGGGUUGCCCAUCAGAGAGAAAUACACAACGUCUGAGCAGCUUUACACAAAACUCAAGGCUGAUGUCAAAAUGAGAGCUGCUGAGCUAGAUGAGGCCAUCUUCAAAUACACUCAGUUUCAUGAUAAAAUCGACCCCAUGCUGGAAUCCCUGGAGCGGAUAGCCGAGCGCCUGCGUCAGCCUCCCUCCAUUUCAGUGGAGGUGGACAAAAUCAAGGAGCAGAUAACAGAGAACAAAUGUGUCAGCAUGGAUCUGGAGAAACUGCUACCUUCCUAUGAGACCUUGAAGCAGCGAGGUGAAGAGAUGAUUGCACGGUCAGAAGACAGAGAAUUAUCUGCCAAAGCUGUACAAGAAAAACUGGACCAUAUGGUGUUCCUGUGGACCGAUAUCCAAGUCUUGUUGGAGGAACGGGAGGCUAAGCUGUUGGAUGUGAUGGACCUUGCUGAAAGGUUCUGGUGCGACCACUGCGCUCUGAUGGCCACCAUCAAAGACAGCCAGGACCUGCUGAGGGAGCUGGAGGAACCAGGAGUGGAUCCCUCAGUUGUCAAACAGCAGCAGGAGUUUGUGGAGGGUUUUAAGGAGGAGAUUGAUGGGCUUCAAGAGGAGCUGGAUUCGGUUCGAAGCCAGGGCUCUGAGCUCAUGACAGCCUGCGGAGAACCUGACAAACCUGUGAUAAGGAAAAGCAUUGAUGAGGUGAACUCUGCAUGGGAAAAUCUCGAUAAGACUUGGAAAGAGCGAGUUGAGAGGCUCGAGGAGGCAAUGCAGGGUGCAGUGCAAUUCCAAGAUGGCCUGCAGGGUAUGUUUGACUGGGUAGAUAUCCUGGAGAGCAAACUGGACUCCAUGUCACCUGUGGGUACAGACCUAGAAACUGUCAAGCAGCAGAUUGUUGAGCUCAAGGAGUUCAAAGUCGAAGCGUACCAGCUGCAGAUCGAGAUGGAGCGCCUGAACCAUCAGGCAGAUCUCCUCCUGAAGAAGGUGACAGAGGAGUCUGACCGUGGCACCAUCAAGGAGCCGAUGUACGAGCUCAAGAUGCUCUGGCAAAACCUGGAUGAGAAGAUCAUCAGCCGCCAGCACAAACUUGAGGGAGGCCUUCUGGCAUUGGGACAGUUCCAGCAUGCACUGGAUGAGCUGCUGGCCUGGAUGAGCCACACAGAGGAGCUGCUCAAUGAGCAGAGAAAGGCUGGAGGAGACCCCAAAGCCAUUGAGAUUGAACUGGCCAAGCAUCAUGUCCUCCAAAUUGACGUAUUAGCUCACAAGUCAACAGUCGAGACGGUGAACAAAGCAGGGCAUGAUCUAGUCCAAUCCAGUGCUGGAGAGGAAGCUUCUUGCUUGAGGAGAAAACUGGAGAACCUCGACCAGCGCUGGAAAGCCAUCCUGGAGAGGACGAAGCAAAGGAAGCAGCAGUUGGAAAGUGCUCUUCUUCAGGCCCAGGGUUUCCAUGGUGAGGUGGAAGAUAUGCUACAAUGGCUGAAAGACACAGAACGUCAGCUGUUGGCAUCAAAGGCUGUGGGAGGCUUACCAGACACAGCCCGCGAGCAGCUUAACGCCCAUCUGGAGUUGUGUUCUGCCUUGGAGGUGAAGGAGGAGCUGUAUCAAGAGCUGAUGGCUAAAGGUCAACAGCUGCUCGCUAUGAUGCCUGAGGGCAACACAGAGCAGGACCUCGCCAACCUGAAGGAGAAAUGGGAAGCCACGCAGGCCAAAGUUGCUGAAAGGAAGGUAAAACUGGAGGAGACCUUGACCCUGGCCACAGAUUUCCACAACUCUCUGCAGGACUUCAUCAACUGGCUGACCCAAGCAGAGCAGACGCUGAACAUGGUGUCGCCCGCUUCUCUGAUUCUGGAAACCAUCCUGUUUCAGAUUGAUGAGCAUAAGAUGUUUGCGACUGAGGUCAACUCUCACAGGGAUGACAUCAUCGAGCUUGACAAGACAGGCACUCAUCUGAAGUACUUCAGCCAGAAGCAGGAUGUGGUUCUGAUCAAGAACCUGCUCCUCAGUGUGCAAGGUCGCUGGGAGAAGCUGGUCCAGCGAUCUGUGGAACGUGGUCGUGUGUUGGAUGAUGCGAGGAAGAGAGCGAAACAGUUCCAUGAAAACUGGAGUAAACUGAUGGAGUGGUUGGAUGAAUCUGAGAAGACGCUGGACUCUGAGGUGGAAAUCGCCAAUGAGCCAGACAAAAUCAAGAAUCAGCUGUCUCAACAUAAGGAGUUCCAGAAGGCUUUGGGCAGUAAGCACUCAGUGUAUGAUACCACUACACGAAGUGGACGAGCACUCAAGGACAAGACCUCACUUCAAGAUGAUAAUCAGAAACUGAAUGACAUGCUGAGCGAGCUGAGGGACAAAUGGGACACUGUUUGUGGAAAAUCCAUAGAGAGGCAAAACAAGCUGGAGGAGGCUCUGUUGUUCUCUGGCCAGUUCAAAGACGCUUUGCAGGCUCUCAUUGACUGGCUGUACAGAGUGGAGCCUCAGAUGGCUGAAGACCAGCCAGUUCAUGGAGACAUCGACCUGAUUUUGAACCUGAUAGACAACCACAAGGUUUUCCAGAAGGAGUUGGGAAAGAGGACAGUUAGCGUCCAGGCUCUCAAACGCUCAGCCAAGGAGUUGAUUGACAGCAGUCACGAUGACUCCUCCUGGGUCAAAGUACAGAUGCAGGAGCUGAGCACUCGCUGGGAGACAGUGUGCAACCUUUCAGUGUCCAAGCAGGCACGUCUGGAGCAAGCCCUGUGCCAGGCUGAGGAGUUUCACUCCACAGUUCACAUCCUGCUGGAGUGGCUGGCCGAGGCAGAGCAGAGUUUGCGUUUCCAUGGCAGCCUUCCUGAUGAUGAAGAGGCUCUACGCGCACUCAUUGACCAGCACAAGGAGUUCAUGAAGAAACUGGAAGAAAAGCGAGUUGCUCUGAAUAAAGCCAUCGGUCUGGGCGAAGCUAUUCUGAGCAUCUGCCAUCCUGACUCCAUUACAACCAUCAAACACUGGAACACAAUAAUUAAAGCACGUUUUGAAGAGGUACAAGCCUGGGCCAGGCAGCACCAGCAACGACUGGCUGCAGCUCUGAGCGAGUUCUUAGCCACUCAGGACCUGCUGGAGAACCUGCUGACCUGGCUACAAUGGGCUGAGUCUAACCUGAGUGACAAAGACAAAGAAGUCCUACCGCAGGAGAUCCAGGAGGUCAAAAGUCUCAUAGCAGAGCACCAGGCUUUUAUGGAGGAAAUGACCAGGAAGCAACCAGAUGUUGACAAAAUCACAAAGACACACAAAAGGAAGGCUGCUUUGGAGCCUCAGAUCCACUCUCAGAUUCCCGUGCUGGACAAAGGAAGAGCUGGAAGAAAACGUUCUCCCACUCAAACCAUGUACGCAUCAGCGACACAAGCACCGAUUGAAACCAAGAACCCGCGAGUCAACCUGCUGGUCAGUAAGUGGCAGCAUGUGUGGCUGCUGGCCCUGGACAGGAGGAGGAAACUCAACGAUGCUUUGGACAGAUUGGAGGAGUUGAAAGAGUUUGCCAACUUCGACUUUGACGUGUGGCGGAAGCGCUACAUGCGCUGGAUGAACCACAAAAAGUCUCGCGUCAUGGACUUCUUCCGGCGCAUUGACAAAGAUCAGGAUGGCAAAGUUACAAGACAGGAGUUCAUCGAGGGCAUCCUGUCCUCCAAAUUCCCGACUAGUCGACUGGAAAUGAGCGCCGUGGCAGACAUAUUUGACCGGGACGGUGACGGCUACAUCGACUACUACGAGUUUGUUGCGGCUCUUCAUCCCAACAAGGAUGCCUACAAACCUCUUACAGAUGCCGACAAGAUUGAAGAUGAGGUGACACGUCAAGUGGCCAAAUGCAAAUGUCCAAAACGGUUCCAAGUGGAGCAAAUUGGUGCCAACAAGUACAGGUUUUACCUUGGAAACCAGUUUGGAGACUCGCAGCAGCUACGCCUGGUGCGCAUCCUGCGCAGCACUGUGAUGGUACGUGUGGGCGGAGGCUGGAUGGCCCUGGAUGAGUUCCUGGUGAAGAACGACCCCUGUCGAGCUAAAGGCAGGACCAACAUGGAGCUGCGAGAAAAGUUCAUGGUCCCCGAGGGCACCACGCAGGUAAUGGCAAGCUUCCGCUACCGAGGCCGACGCUCUCGUCCUUCGUCGAGGGCGGCGUCGCCCAACAGGUCCGUGUCCAGCCAAUGCUGUGUCUUCCCGUCCAAUCCGGCAGUGAACAGCACUCCCAAGACGUGCCAACACAUAAGCCGCAAUUAUGAUAAGCCAUGGCUUACAAACAGCAAACCCGCCACCCCACUUAAAUCAUCCGACUCCUUCGGGAGCCCAGGUUCAUCGUCAGAGAUGACACCAGUUCAAGGCAGCAAGUUGCGUCUUCCUGGCUACUUGUCGGGAAAAGGAUUUCAGUCAGGCGACGAGGGAACGUUAAUCAACGCUGCCGUGCUCAAAGCUCGGGGGCAGGUGCUCGGCGAUUCGAGGAAAAGCUCGAGCCGACCCGGAAGCAAAGCAGGAAGCAGAGGCAGCAGUCGUAGAGGCAGCGACGCCUCUGACUUCGACAUCUCAGACAUCCAGUCGGUGUGCUCGGACGCGUCGGAGACGGUUGGUGACGGCACGCGGACAACGCCUCGCUCGGCAUCCCGCCAACAUGGGGGGAAGCCCUCCAAGAUCCCUACACCACAGAGAAGAAGCACUCCCACGAGCAAACUGGCCAAGGGAUCCAAGCGAUAAGUCAGUUGCCUUGAGAACAGAUAAAUGCCACAAACACUGGAAUUAUCUAAAUUAAAUGCAAAUGUGCUGAGUGUUAUUUAAAUUGUUGCUGAGUUGUAAAAUAUUCCUUUUCAGAGGCAAUAUGAUUGAAUAGUACGCGUGAAUGGAAUGUUGAUGGCUUAGUGUAUUUGUUUUUAAUGUAUUUUAUUUUUGGUGACAUUGUGAAAUGUUUUUUUAUUGUAUUUUAUUUGAUUGAGCCGGUCAAGGUUUGAUGGUCUCUGGGAAAUAAUACUCAAGAGAAGUUACUGAAUGUACUUUUGUCAUGUAUGUGCUCUGGACUUUGGAGUAGCAUCACGCCGCCGUGUGUGUGUGUGUGUGUGUGUGUGUGUGUGUGUGUGCGUGUGUGUGUGGCACCACAAAUAUUUAUUUAUAAGUGCUAACAAUGUGCUUUCAAGGGCAAUGCAAUAUACCUACGGUAAGCACUGCGGGAACUUUUAACAACACUAUAAGUAGCAGAAACCUUGCAGUCACAAAGUCCUCCGUUUGCAGACCACUUUGCAGCAUCAUGUGAGCCCCGUCACGUUGACACUCUCUGUCUAGGCACGUCGCUUCAUUUCAGUUAUUACUGUAACAUUAUUACUUUGUAAUAAACCUGCUUGCACAAAGCUACCAGAAACAAA